Gorilla gorilla gorilla (western lowland gorilla) is the source of this 1032-nucleotide messenger RNA. It is a transcript of the gene GLTPD2, whose product is annotated as glycolipid transfer protein domain containing 2. Gene Ontology annotation, molecular function: ceramide 1-phosphate transfer activity; ceramide 1-phosphate binding. The record is from RefSeq and is a predicted model, not a curated record. The transcript is spliced from 3 exons. NCBI's taxonomy places the organism in Eukaryota, Metazoa, Chordata, Mammalia, Primates, Hominidae. The coding region runs from base 49 to 1032 and encodes 327 amino acids. Gene Ontology annotation, cellular component: cytoplasm; membrane; cytosol. Gene Ontology annotation, biological process: ceramide transport; intermembrane lipid transfer.
ACGGACUGGCUAGGCGCUGGUGAGGGGGCGGCGGUCCCAGCAGCAGGCAUGCGAGUGGCGGUGCGGCCCCCAGCCCUGCGGCACUGGUUCAGCCACUCAAUUCCUCUCGCUAUCUUCGCGCUGCUGCUGCUUUAUCUCAGUGUUCGGAGCCUAGGUGAGCUGCCCCUUCCCUCACUUGCUCCGGGAGGAAGCCCGGAAUCCAGGCCCUCACGACUCAAGCCUCUUUCUCGAGCCCUCACCGCUCCGCUUCUCCUCUCCCCAGGCGCCCGCUCGGGCUGCGGAUCCAGGGCGCAGCCCUGCGUUCCAGGGGGAACGGCGCCCUUCCAGGUCCGGCAGGAGUCGGGAACCCUGGAGGCCCCGGAGAGGAAACGGCCUCCGUGUCUGGGCCCUCGGGGGAUGCUGGGCCGCAUGAUGAGGCGGUUCCACGCCAGUCUGAAACCCGAAGGGGAUGUGGGGCUGUCGCCGUACCUGGCGGGAUGGAGGGCACUCGUCGAGUUCCUGACUCCCCUCGGCUCCGUCUUCGCCUUCGCCACUAGGGAGGCCUUCACCAAGGUGACAGACCUGGAGGCUCGGGUGCACGGCCCGGACGCGGAGCACUACUGGUCCCUGGCGGCCAUGGCGGCGUGGGAGCGGAGGGCGGGACUGCUGGAGCAGCCGGGGGCGGCCCCCCGGGACCUGACCCGGAGCUCGGGCUCUCGCACGCUGCUCCUGCUGCACCGCGCGCUGCGCUGGUCCCAGCUCUGCCUCCACCGGGUGGCGACCGGCGCGCUGGGAGGCCCGGACGCGGGCGUGCAGUGCAGCGACGCCUACCGUGCGGCCCUGGGUCCGCAUCACCCCUGGCUGGUCCGUCAGACCGCCCGCCUCGCCUUCCUCGCCUUCCCGGGUCGCCGCCGCCUGCUGGAGCUGGCGUGUCCCGGAGCCACCGAGGCGGAGGCGCGGGCCGCGCUGGUCCGGGCCGCCGGCACCUUGGAGGAUGUCUACAACCGCACCCAGAGCCUGCUAGCCGAGCGCGGCCUGCUCCAGCUGGCCUAA